This is a messenger RNA of Sinocyclocheilus grahami, 2058 nucleotides long. RefSeq names its product golgi SNAP receptor complex member 1 (gene gosr1). Bases 85 to 831 code for a protein of 248 amino acids. Gene Ontology annotation, molecular function: SNAP receptor activity. NCBI's taxonomy places the organism in Eukaryota, Metazoa, Chordata, Actinopteri, Cypriniformes, Cyprinidae. The record is from RefSeq and is a predicted model, not a curated record. Gene Ontology annotation, biological process: inter-Golgi cisterna vesicle-mediated transport; vesicle fusion; endoplasmic reticulum to Golgi vesicle-mediated transport. Gene Ontology annotation, cellular component: Golgi membrane; cis-Golgi network; Golgi medial cisterna. The transcript is spliced from 9 exons.
AGUGCUCGUGCAGCGCUCGUGAAGCGCUCUUGCUCGAGUCUCCGCCUCUGCCAGCACCACCGCGGAUGACGUUGAACAACAAAGAUGGCAGGAGGAAACAGCAACUAUUGGGAAGACCUGCGGAAGCAGGCGAGGCAGCUGGAGAACGAGCUGGACCUGAAGCUGGUGUCCUUCAGUAAGCUGUGCACCAGCUACAGCAGCUCUCGGGACGGCCGUAGAGGAGACAGUAGUUCGGAUACAACACCUCUGCUCUCCAACUCCACCCAGGACAGAAUGUUUGAGACCAUGUCAGUGGAGAUUGAGCAGCUGCUUGCGAAACUUACAGGGGUGAAUGACAAGAUGGCUGAGUAUACAAGCACACCGGGAGUAACGUCUCUGAAUGCUGCUCUAAUGCACACUCUCCAGAGGCACAGAGACAUCCUACAGGACUACACACAUGAAUUUCAUAAAACCAAAUCAAACUUCAUGGCAAUCAGGGAGAGAGAGGAUCUUUUGGGAUCUGUGAGAAAAGAUAUUGAGACAUAUAAGAGUGGCUCGGGGGUGAAUAACAGGCGGACAGAGCUCUUCCUGAAAGAACACGAGCACUUGAGAAACUCAGAUCGGCUUAUUGAUGACACAAUAAGCAUUGCAAUGGCAACCAAGGAGAACAUGACCUCCCAGCGAGGUUUGUUGAAGUCUAUACAAAGCAGGGUCAACACCCUGGCCAACCGUUUCCCUGCCAUCAAUAACCUAAUACAGCGGAUCAACUUGAGGAAGAGACGGGACUCAUUAAUUCUAGGAGGAGUCAUCGGCAUCUGCACCGUCCUUCUGCUGCUGUAUGCAUUUCACUGACGGGCAGGGGAGCUAACCGACUUCUUUUGGGGGGUGUUCUGCGGAGCAGUGGCGUAGCCUUGAGAAAGGGCUAAAUGAGAGGCGGACCAUUGGUGCCACAAAGCAGAAGCCCACUUGGCCUAGUCUGGUAACAGGAUUGAUUGUGGCCAGCAUGGACCAUAUUUGUAUUUAGCAUCGGAAGGGGUUUAGCUCUAACAGCCUUUUUUUGUUUCUGUACUACAAACAAUGCGCUGUUCAGAUGUGAACUGGAACCGGAGACCAAAUUACUAACAGGAAUAAAUUUCAAUGAGCAUAGUAUAACACAGUGGCUUUGAGACAAGAGCGAUGCUGUGAAGCAUCAACUUUGCGUUGUGCUGUUCCUGUAUAUUAUUAAUCGGAAGAGGAUUUUAAUUUGAUGAUCCUUUUAGUAAGAGGGUUUCUCAUCAUGCUGUGUACUUUGUGAAUUAAUAAAUUAUUCAUAUACAGGAUAUUAAAAAUGUGUGUCAAACACUAGAGGUCUGUCCUCCUAAAGCUUCUAUUUUUUAGAUAUUUCUAAACUCUCUCAUCGAUGACAUUUUACACUGGAGAAGGCAGUCCAAAAAUAAAACACUUGCAUUGCAGCGCUUGACAUGUUAACCCUUCUCUUUCAAGGUGCUGUUGCUUUAUGCUUUUACUGAUGUGUCUUUAAGUUGAGAGCAGGUUCAAGUUAAGUAUAUCUGGCUAAACCAACAAGCCUGCGCUCGCAGCCCACUUGUCUGCUGAUUUGCAUCCUAUGCAAAAAAAUUUUUGCUAAAAAAAAUCUUUCUUCCUUUUUCCUUUGUUCCCUGUUGGUCCAUUAUCUAAAGGUCACGUGAGUCUCCUACUGUUCCAGUCCAUACAUUGACCAAGUGCCCUGAAAUGCAGAACAAAUGUUGAGGGACUAAGGGUCUAUUACAGAUAAAAUGAACCUCAUUGACCAAAGGUUCAUCACAAAUCUCCAAAAAAGGUGUUUCUCGCCAUACUUUCAGAGAGUGUAUUGUAUUAUUGGUGGGUUUUGUGGGAACAGCACUAAGUCACAAAUGAGGUACCUUGUUGUUUUCUCUGCCUAAAUGUGUCUGUAGGAGAGGUACUGCAGCUGUCAUUUGGAAGCUAAUAGGCCACACACAGAGCUCCACAGGAAGCCUCCUCACUUCCCCUGCUGACUGAAACAUGUUCUCUUUACACCAGCCCAGAGAAUAAAUGAAUAAAUCUUUGUCAUCUCCGCAUUGU